AGAAAAAUAUUUAUGAUGGCUUUGUGUUUCUUGGUCUUGUUUGCACUUGUAUUUACGCAGCAUUCUGAGAGCCGUUUAACCCAGGAAACAUUCAAGAAUGCUUUUAAAAAUAGUCCAUCAAAUUCCAAUGUUGAUAAUGAUGAUGGAACAAUUUGGGCAGUUCUUGUUGCUGGCUCUAAACAUUAUGAAAAUUAUAGACAUCAGGCUGAUAUUUGUCAUUCUUAUCAAAUAUUGAAAAGAGGAGGUCUCAGUGAUGAAAAUAUCAUUGUUUUCAUGUACGACGACAUUGCAUACAAUCAACAGAAUCCAAGACAAGGGACUAUAAUAAACAACCCUGAUGGACAAGACGUCUACCAAGGAGUUCCUAAGGAUUACACAGGAGAAAAUCUGACGGCUAACAAUCUUUUGAAUGCAAUACUCGGAGAUAAAACUGCAAUAACUGGAGGUACUGGAAAAGUUGUAAAUAGUGGACCAAAUGAUCGUAUUUUUAUUUACUACGCUGACCACGGAGGUCCUGGUAUACUCAGUAUGCCCAAUGGUGAUGAUAUUUAUGCGCAAGAUUUUAUCAGUACAUUGGAGAAAAAAUAUCAAAUGGGAACAUACAAAACUAUGGUAAUAUACGUAGAAGCUUGUGAAUCUGGGAGUAUAUUUGACGGUCUUUUGUCUAAUGGUAUGAAUAUAUACGUAACAACAGCAGCAAACCCUAGUGAAAGUAGCUACGCAACUUAUUGCCCUGGAGAUUCUGUAAUUUCUUCUGAAUUUCAAACUUGUUUAGGAGACUUAUAUAGCGUUUCUUGGAUGGAAGACAGUGACAUGCGUGAUUCCCGUUCAGAGACAUUGGAAAGCCAAUAUCAAGUGGUAAAAGAACGAACGGCAGAGGGAGGAAGCGUGGGAUCUCAUGUAAUGCAAUACGGUGAUAAUGAGUUGAGUGGUGAUCCUCUCUCACUCUACAUUGGCUCAUCAUCUCCUAAUUCCUUCAUUAAUAAUCAAAACAAUGCCACCCAUCACAACACAAUAUCCAAUGUUGAUCAACAUGAAGCUGAUAUUGUUUAUUUAAAACAAAAGGUUUUGAGAGCACCUAAAGGAUCAAUGGAGAGAAAAGAGGCUCAAAAGAAGUUGGAAGCUACUCUUACACAUAGGGAUCAAAUUGAUUCUACUUUCCAAAUGAUAGGAAAAGCUCUUUUUGGUGAUGACAAAGGCCAUGAGAUGAUUAAGACCGUUCGAUCAGCAGGGAAGCCUAUUGUGGACGAUUGGGAUUGUUUCAAAAACCUGGUUGGCACUUACAAGACUCAUUGCGGACAACUCUCCACCUACGGCAAGAAGCAUAUGCGAGCUUUUGCAAAUAUGUGUAACGCCGGUGUCCAACAAGCUCAAUUAGCUAAACUACUAUCACAAGUGUGUGUCAACAAGUUUAAUUAAUUGAUAAUUUCACAUCCAAAAGUAUCACAUAUUUAUGCUUUUUUAAAUAUAUAUUUUUCUAAAAUUUAAAGGAUAAACAUGUCUUAUUUUGUAUGGUAUAUGAAACAUACGAUAUAAUAUACACAAAAAUAUGCGUACCUAUAUAUGUAUGUUUGAAUUUAUAGUGUAUGUUUGUGUAGUUGGUAAAAAAAAGAUUUAUUUUUGCCU
This is a messenger RNA of Amaranthus tricolor (Joseph's coat), 1626 nucleotides long. RefSeq names its product vacuolar-processing enzyme-like. The transcript has 9 exons. The record is from RefSeq and is a predicted model, not a curated record. The coding region runs from base 13 to 1419 and encodes 468 amino acids. NCBI's taxonomy places the organism in Eukaryota, Viridiplantae, Streptophyta, Magnoliopsida, Caryophyllales, Amaranthaceae. Gene Ontology annotation, biological process: vacuolar protein processing. Gene Ontology annotation, molecular function: cysteine-type endopeptidase activity.